AUGUCAUAAACCCUUAAAGAGAAAUUAGGUACAACAGCCUUUCUAAAAAACAUAGGGAAAACAGUUUUGAAUACAUUAUCUCCUAAACAAUUUAAGCGAACACCAAAAGUAAAAGAAACAAAACCAGAAGAGGCAGAAAAUAGCGAGUCGGAAGACUAUCAAACAGGCAGUUCAGAAACAGAAUACGAAACCGAAGAAGAAUUGCCAGGAAAAGACGAACAACCGACAGACGACACACGUUGGGAAAAUUCAAAAGGGAAAGCAUUAAGGCGAACACCUCCCCCUACAGAGAGACUUUACCUGCAGCUAUCUGAGGUUGAAGAGAAAGAGAUUGAAAAGUCAGAAUCAGAAGAAGAUCUACCUGAAAUAGACGAGGAAGAUAAAGAUCGGGCAGAAUUAAAGAAACCGAAAAGAAAGGCACGCAAAGUACAUAUUAAGGGACAGCCACCAACUCGCUGGAGUAGUCGUAACAAACAUAAAGCUCAAGUGCAUCAAGAAGAAGAGAGUAAGCAGACCCAAAAAACUACAGAGAGCAACGAAACAGAAGGGAGAGAAGAAAAAAAUUCAUCAACAGAAGAGGAGAACGAAAGCGAGAACCCUAGUGGUAGUGAGAACGAAGAAAAAGAUAACGAAAAUCUCGCGUCAACAGAGGAGGAGGACGAAAAACCAGUCCGUCGACCAGGGAAAGAAAAAAGCGCAAAAGAAAAAGAAAUAAAAACAGAGAGAAACAAGCCGAUAGCCCCCAGCUAUCACAAACAGUUAGACCAAUCCAUCCAGACAGGGAAGAAACCCUUGGUAGGGGAAACACCGAGAAUGGAUUAUCAAAGUCACUACGAUCACAUGUAUCGUUGCAUGAAAGCGGGAGGGGCGUCAAAGGAAGAAGCGCACAUGGGCGCCAAAGCCGCAGCAAAACAGAUAGUGAAAUCAAUGAACGAAAUUAAGGAAGAGCAAAAAAAAAAAACAAGCGAGAAAUCUUGCCCAAUAGAUACAAGUCAAAGCUAUUAUUUAAGCCAAAAGCUAUUAACAAAAUAAUAAUUAAAUAAUUAAUAAAAUUAAAUAAUAAACAAACAAACGGUUUCCCUCCUUGCUCAAGUGCCAGCUUUUAAUGGAUUAGGUUCGACGAAAUUUGAGGACUGGAUCAAACAUUUUGAUGCAGUCAUGAAUACUUCAGAGUUUGAAGAAGGCAGGAAAAUAAAGUUGCUAUGCUCCAAACUUUUUGGUUCGGCGACCGACUGCGUAACGACUUUCCAGUUGCGCUAUCCAAGAGAGGCAAAGGAUUUCUCAAAAAUAAAACAAUGCCUACAAGAACGGUACCAUGGAGGAGACAGUAGAAAAAUCUAUUUGACCGAAUAUAACAAUUGUAUUCGCAACCCUGGAGAAUCAAUUAGGGAUUAUGCUUGUCGCCUACAAAAACUUUUUUCGUUUGCUUACCCGACGAAAGAGGGUAAAUGGGUAGACCUCGAAAUGAGAGAACAGCUGAAAAUGGACAAAUUUUUGGGAUUAAAACCCAAUCUUCGAGAACGGAUGAGCUUCAAAGAAUUUAAAAAUUAAGAUAGUUUGAUAAAAGCCAAGGAAAAUUGCGCGGCUGUAUUGAACGAAGCUAAAUUAGAAAGACAAAACGUAGAAUUCAUUAAUGCAGUCGCAUCAAACUCAAAUGCCAUCUCUUCAAGCGAAACAAAAGGGAAAUUGUCAGAACUAGAAACAACGUUAAAAAACAAUCAAAAAUUAAUGAGUGAAUUGAUGCAACAAAACCAAGAAACCGCUAAACUAUUGAAUAAAGUCCCAGUAUUCCAAGCUCAAGCUGUUCUCCCAGCUCGGUCCAUCCCGCAAUCCCAACAACCACAGAACUGCGUUAGUCAGUUCGAACAAAACCCCCAAGGAUCUCAACAACAAAAUUCGGGAAGUCUAUUCGGACAAAGACAACUACAGUGCCGGUCCACUUAUACGACCACUUGGUGCAGCGGUCGUAUAACCGGAUGGUCGCAUGACUGGUCGGACGCUAUAGUAGUGAUUAGCAGGUGA
Messenger RNA from Daphnia magna, 2022 nucleotides. RefSeq lists its product as uncharacterized. The record is from RefSeq and is a predicted model, not a curated record. Lineage: Eukaryota; Metazoa; Arthropoda; Branchiopoda; Diplostraca; Daphniidae.